AUCUUGUUUACGCAAUGUCCUGUGGCGACACACCAGUUCUGCUGCAACUAAGUACAAUAUUGCCAUAUUAAGUAAAUAAAACAGUCACUGUCACUCUUUACCACGUACAAUUAAGCAGACCCGUACCACAAUAACAGGGACCACCUAGUGGUACUUGAUAUUAGUUGACUCACCUCGUUUUUGGAACUUCCUGUCAGCUACUUGUUUAUUCCAUUCUAUCAAGUUCAACCUAGAGUUCAAACGAAAAGAACAUGGCUACCAACGGAAACGGCGUCAUGGGACGCAAAAUCGCGUCCCCCAUGGACAUGCUGGAAAAUCUACUUGCCCAUGGUGUACACAUCAAGUGCCGUAACGGUAGGGAACUACGAGGUGUCCUGCACGCCUAUGACGAGCAUCUAAAUGUAGUAGUAAGUGGCGUGGAGGAGACGAAUAACGUGCCAGGACAAGUGGCGCAAACGAGACACAUGGACAUGCUAUAUGUGCGAGGAGAUGCGGUGACGAUGAUCACGAAAGUGGGGAUCUAGAAUGCCUUGCGAGCUGCAAAAGCGAGUGCGACGAUGAUCACGAAAGUGGGGAUCUAGAAUGCCUUGCGAGCUGAACUACACGCGAAGAGCCGAUCUUUCUCUAUCCUUCUAGCAAGUCAGCUUCAACUCUGGACGAUCAGGCAACUAGAAGGAUAGAGGUACUUGCUGAACUACAUGGACGAUUAUUCAGGCAAACUAGACAUACUAGACAUGCUACUACCUCGAGAUCAAACGUCAUCCCGCCUCAUACGUAUUCAUAUACAAACGACCAAAUGAAUAUAGCUUAGUCCUCCCCUGUCGCAAACAGGGUGCUCCCCCGCACUCCUUGAGAUACUUAAUGAAAAUCCUAUUGUGAUUCAUUAUUUUCCGAU
Molecule: messenger RNA, 895 nt
Organism: Amoebophrya sp. A25
Lineage: Eukaryota; Dinophyceae; Syndiniales; Amoebophryaceae
Source: the annotation of a GenBank genome assembly